GAAAGAAGGUGAAGCACAGCUCAGAUACAAUGGACAACAUAAUCUUUGCAGAGCGGGAAAAUGCUUGUCUUCACGGACCAACACUAAAGAUGCGACAGCGGCUUCAGUCUGCUCCAGAGAAACUCCUGAAGUCUCCAAUGACUGCCAAAACCUUAUUGACUCCUCUGCCAUCUGGUCGUAAGGCUUUGGGAAUAGUCAACAAACAAAUCUCCACCCCUGCCAUCAAUGUACAAGAGAAGAAACUCCUAAAACCACAGGAAACCAAAGUCAGACAUGCUGCUCAAAACAAAGUGGAGGAAUAUCCAGAAAUUGAGAAGCUCAUUCCUUAUGACCCACUAGAGUUUCAGAGGUACAGCAUACCUGAGGAUUUGAUUCCUCUCAGUAGUUUUGCUCUGCCUGGACUGGCUUGUUUCCCACAAGCUCCACCUUGCUGUGAGGAGGACCUGGAAAUGUUAGAACCACUCCCAGACACAUCACCUGUAAAGAUGCCAAGACACUCAGAUUAUUGCUCGGAGCUGGACGCCUUUCUUCAAACACUGGAUGAGCUGACGAUUGACCUUCCUCCAGAAUCUGUUACUGACUGAA
Molecule: messenger RNA, 585 nt
Organism: Scomber scombrus (Atlantic mackerel)
Lineage: Eukaryota; Metazoa; Chordata; Actinopteri; Scombriformes; Scombridae
Gene: pttg1
Product: PTTG1 regulator of sister chromatid separation, securin
Exons: 6
Coding region: 30-584 (184 amino acids)
Biological process (GO): chromosome organization
Cellular component (GO): cytoplasm; nucleus
Source: RefSeq, a predicted model, not a curated record